This is a messenger RNA of Scatophagus argus, 1798 nucleotides long. RefSeq names its product inhibitory synaptic factor 2A-like. Gene Ontology annotation, biological process: inhibitory postsynaptic potential. Gene Ontology annotation, cellular component: postsynaptic density. Lineage: Eukaryota; Metazoa; Chordata; Actinopteri; Scatophagidae. The coding region runs from base 70 to 1473 and encodes 467 amino acids. The record is from RefSeq and is a predicted model, not a curated record. The transcript has 3 exons.
UCCGUUUCUUUCCCACUGGAUAAUGUAGUAACACUCAUAUAUUUCUCUCCUUUACCUUUUUCAGGAAAUAUGGUGAGCAAAGAAGACACCAAAUGCAUUGUUCUCUCAAAUUCAGAUGAAUCGGAUUCAGAGACAGGCCCAUCACAUAACCUUGAUGCACUGUCUGGACCGGAAUCAGGCAAACAGCAGGUGAAGAAGAGAAACAAGGCCUUGCAAGUGCGUUUUAAGGAUAUCUGUGAAGCUCAGAAUGAGCAUCGCAGAAGACGUUCCAGAUCCAUCUCUUGCAAAGUAACACAGAGAAAAUACAUGACCAUGCCUGCCAGACGCUCUAUUCCAAAUGUGACUAAGAGUACUGGUGUCCAGACCUCGCCGGACUUAACUAAGCGAUACAAGACUUUCCCUUUUGAGAGGAAAAAAGGACACACAUUUAAACACACUGCUUUGGUGGAAGAUUACAAAGGACAAAACAAUGGCUUUUUGAGUGAUAUAAAGGCAGGAGGCGAGGAUGGACAACCUACUGGGGGGUCCUCUAAGUAUAAGGGUAAGAUUGUGGGUCAGACAAAAGCACUGCUUCACCAUACUGAUGACAGCAGUGAUACAGAGGAUUUGCUUUCCGGUGCCAACUGUGUGGAUGGACCCUCUUGUCCAGACUCUUCGCAUUUCUCUGAGGAGUUCCAUGCACCCUCUCCUUCCAAGAGAGAACCAGAAUACCAGGUUUGUGGGACAAGGACCAAACACAAAGGAUUACCCAAAGAAGACAUGGACACUGGCGCUUCCUCAAAGCGCCAGCUGGCACAAGACAAGUCAAAGGGCUCUGGUCCUGUUGCAUGGAACUCUUUGACACAGGUGGAGUCUUUAGGAAGCCCGUCUGUGAGCUGCAAACGGAAAAAGGGUACACAGCAAAAUGAACACCAGUCACAGACGCUUCCCCAUAGUGCCAAAUGUUCUGUGCAGUCACAAGGGCAGUGUAGGUCAAGGCAUGUGUCAGCCUCCUCUAAACUUCAGCAAACUGUUGGGGGGGACGAGGUCUUUCCUCCACGAGACACAGGAGCCCCAGGCAUGGGGAGCAGCCAGCAGAUAAUGCCCUUAUCUGAAGACAAGGAUAUCAAAGCACAGCUGCAGGCCAUGGAGAGUCUCAUCAGCUCGAGCCAGGAGACCAUCAAGGUUCUACUUGGAGUUAUUCAGGAGCUGGAGAAAGGUGAAGCACAUAGAGAGGGACUCUCCUACCGUACAGGACAAGACACAGCAAAUUGUGACACUUGUCGAAACAGCGCAUGCAUCAUUUACAGUGUCGAGCUGGACUUCAAGCAGCAGGAGGACAAGCUACAGCCCCUAAUGAAGAGACUUUGUCCCCUGGAAAGCCAACAAUGCCCUGCUCUGCCUUACCCCAAUGAAGUGUUCACAUCCACACCGAAACGCAAGUCCAAGACAGAGUCCAAAAAGCAUGCCCGCUGGAAACUCUGGUUCCUUUGAAUAAAACAUGAAGGCUUUGGAAACGGCCUUUUCACUGGGUACAUUAAUAACCCUGUUAUUUGCAAAAAUGGAUGGAGGAGUACUUCAGAUGGAGCGAUCAACAUAUGAGAAUGGAUAACAACAGGAUUCAGUUCAUUUGGGGUUCUGAGUUGAGACUGCACAUUAAGUCAGCUGGGGGACAGCAGAGACAAAAAAAAAACAUUUAAAAUCCUGUCAAACCUUUUUCUGGCAUGCUUGCUGAACAGGAACGACACACACCUGCAAAAUCUAGGUGAGCUUUGAGUUACGUCUUUGUAUUAUAUGUUUUUUUCAAAGAUGGAUGUAC